Trichoderma aggressivum f. europaeum is the source of this 1845-nucleotide messenger RNA. RefSeq lists its product as uncharacterized. Gene Ontology annotation, molecular function: DNA binding. Gene Ontology annotation, cellular component: nucleus. The transcript is spliced from 7 exons. NCBI's taxonomy places the organism in Eukaryota, Fungi, Ascomycota, Sordariomycetes, Hypocreales, Hypocreaceae. The record is from RefSeq and is a predicted model, not a curated record. Bases 1 to 1845 code for a protein of 614 amino acids.
AUGUCUGUACCUUCCAAGAUUUUGAGAAUUGCAAUCGUUGGAGGUGGACUGGGUGGACUGGGUGGCCUGAUGGCAGCCCUCUGUGUCCACUCAUUCUGCGUUUCAGCUGCAAUUGAGAUUGAUGUUUACGAGCAGGCUUCAGAGUACAAAGAGAUUGGUGCAGGCGUCAGUCUUGGCAAGACUAACAUUUGGUUAUCGGCUCGGCGAUACGACGACACUGGUGAAGAGAUUGUCAGGAUGAAGGCAGAUGGUGAUGAGCCAUCACAUUUGCCGGUGCAUAGGGCUGAGUUUCUAGCCCUCCUCGUACAAACGAUUAAAGAUAGGGCCGCUGCAACUCUUCAUCUCAAUAAAAAAUGCUUAGCAAUAGAGGAGAUGGAUGACGAUAUUGUCCUGAGCUUUGCAGACGGUGCGAUGGUCACAGCAGGCCUAGUAAUUGGGGCUGAUGGCAUUCAUUCUCGUAUACGCCAACACUAUCAUAACGAUGAUGCCCAGUUCGGUGAGAUGGUUGUGUAUCGCGGCUUGGUUCCAACGGAUGCUAUCAAGGACUGGUGGCCGCUGGACACUUACACUCCCAUCUGGAUAGGUCCCGGCAGAUACUUUAUCGUCUACCCCGUUAGUAAUGGAUCCUUGCCGAAUAUUGGCGCAUUCAUUGCGACUGACGGCAAAUCAUUUGAGAGCAAGACAGAAAGCUGGACACUCAGGGGGGAUAGAUUCGACCUGGAAAAGGAUUACACGGAUUUCGACCCCACGGUUAACCGUCUCAAUCAAUGUUUGGACGAAAAGCCUCUCAAAUGGAUCCUCACCAAUUUCAUCUUUAGAAUCGCGCUCUCUCCGUCGCGUUUGAUUCCGCUGUAUCUCGGCACUAUCAAACCUACAACCGAUCAUCCACGCGACGCAUCCGCUGCUAGUUUCCCACUCGUAGAGAAGUGCAGCAAGAUGGGCAAAAAGAAGCGCGGCCAUCCCGAUGUCGAGGAAAUCCUCUCGCGACCAUGGUGUUAUUACUGCGAGCGUGAUUUCGAAGAUCUGAAGCUCCUCAUCUCCCACCAAAAAGCCAAGCACUUCAAAUGCGACCGAUGUGGCCGACGCCUAAACACUGCCGGAGGUCUCUCCGUCCACUUGAACCAGGUUCACAAAGAGACGCUCAGCCAGGUUGAAAAUGCGCUGCCCAACAGACAAGGGCUCGAGGUCGAGAUUUUCGGCAUGGAGGGCAUUCCGCAAGAAGUGCUCGAACAGCACCGGAAUCGUAUCAUCCAAAACUUCUACCAAGCACAGGAGGACCGCAGAAUUGCGACCGGCAACCCCCCGCCUGGCCAAUCAAAGAACCCGAGAAAGAAGAUCAAGAUUGAGACAGCAGAGGAGCUCCUAAAGAGAUUUGCCGAGUAUCGGGUCCAACGAAAAGCGGCGGUAGCAAGCGGCGGUACCAUGGAGGGCGUCGUACAGACAGGCACCGCCUUCCCUCAGCAAGCGUUCAACCAGCCCGGCUUUCCUGGACAGCAACCGCAUGGACAAGCGGCUUACGGAUUUUCCUCAGACUCCCUUCCAGCGCGGCCAUCUUCAGGCCUCGUUGUAGCACCGGGUUUGCCCCAACGACCCACACAGGCCGGAUUCUGGGGUGGCUCAGCUCAAGCUACGGCUUCUGGCGAUGAGAUUGAUCAGUUGAUCCGCAUGGCCGAAGCCGGCGUCAAGCCACAGAAGAAGCCAGAAGAUGGCGAGGAGGGCGAAGGCAAGAGCAAAAAAGACAAGGACAAGAAGGGUCGCAUGAUCUACGACGACGCAGAGUUCAGCCCCGAAGAGAAGAUGGCGGCUCUUGCUCGCUAUGCGUACAUACCGCCAGUCGGAGCUUAA